Fusarium venenatum is the source of this 1092-nucleotide messenger RNA. The record is from RefSeq and is a predicted model, not a curated record. Lineage: Eukaryota; Fungi; Ascomycota; Sordariomycetes; Hypocreales; Nectriaceae.
AUGCCUCCAUGCGACUGCAUUUACUCCUCAACCUUGUGUGGGCUACUUAAAACCCCCUCACCAGGUCAGCGCCCGGAUUUGAUGACUAAAUCACCCAUGCGCAAGCUGUCGAUAAGACUCAGCUCACCCAGGUCCAGCCAUCCUCCCCCACAUAUUUGGGCAUUGAGAGGAACCAAACGCACCAGGGCAGACCUAUGCAGAUCCUCUGUUGACAGCCAAUCCAAUGCGUUAGUACACGACCUUACUACACCCUCAUAUUCGGAAUACGAGUCCGAUAGGCAAUUGCGGUAUUCGGCCAAUUCUCAUAAUAAUGAAAACUCAGCCUCUCAGGACGAGGAUGAACCCUGGUACCAUAAACUUCCAGGCCAGGAGUUCAGACUUCAUCAACCCUACCAUUGGAACCCGUUGCAGCCACAGCACCAUGACCUCCAGGUCCACAGACUCAAGCUACAGCAACUAUCAACUGAAAGGUUUGAGAGCUGGAGCGCUGGAGUGGAAUACGCCGCUCCAUCGGACAACCGGCUACCUCCGCGAAAACGUUUCAAGGCGUCACAUUUGCAAUCAAGCCUCCCGCGAACCGAGGAGGUCGACAGUAUCAAUGAUCAUAAAUUGGCCUUGGUCUCUCCCUCGAUGCGAUCGAGAGGUUUCUAUCACCUGGCGUGCCCGUUCAACAUUUACGCCCCAGCCAGGUUUCAACAAUGCCUGAUGCAAGACAACAUAUGCACGAAGCGUGAUCCAGAGCCAAUAGCUGGGCUCAAUGAAGAUCAGAAAGCUAUAUUGAUCAGCAGGGACUGCUACUACCGGGGUGAGAAGAAACGUUGGUGUCGUAUCUGGUCCAUCGUCUUCCCUACCUCCGAGCCGCCUCAAUCCCCGUACCUAGAUCGAGCUUGCGGACUUGUCAUCUCUAUGGUACGCGACUUUUGGGAGUUGAAUGGUCACCAAUGCGUCGCCGACUAUAUGAAGGAUCAGGGUUUUGAUGGAGAAGGUAACGAGAACUCCCAUAAUACGUUAUUUAACGUUACACUAGACGAUUUAUUGAAGGGCAUUAUCAAGGAGCAUGAGUCUUUGAAGGUACGGCCUAUCGAAGAAUAA